AUGGACAUGCCUGUGCAAGGAACCGCGACCUCUUUGUCUAUUGUCAACCACCCACCAACACGGUUGCCGGGACCAUCCUUGCUUCACCUUCUGGUCCAGGGCCCCUCCCAGGAUGGGCAGACGGCCAUUGACUUCCUCUCAUCAAACGGCACCCGGAGCUCGUUAUCGUAUGGAGAGUUACACCAUGCGUCUGAGGCCCUGGCAAUCAGGCUUUCAGCUCUGGUUGGGCCGCUGGACCCUUCCAAGCCGUUGGUUAUCCCGGUUCUUCUCCCGCAAAGCCUCGACCUCUACAUUGCCCUCUUGGCCAUUCUGAAAGCCGGCGGUGCAUUCUGUCCGAUGAACCUGGAUGUGCCACUUGAGCGUGCCAAAUUCAUCCUCGAAGACGUGUCUGCCAAAGUUGUCAUCACCGCGCCGGAAUUGGCAUCAAAACUCCCGGAUGGCGACCAGGCGGUGCUGAUAAUGAAUGGAGAAAUCUACGCCGAACCCCCGGCCGUUACGUCACACCGACAGCCGACCCCAGCGGACCUGGCAUACGUGAUGUACACGUCUGGCUCAACUGGGACACCGAAAGGUGUUGGGAUAUCUCACGAUGCUGUCACCCAGAGCCUCCUUGCCCACGACCGGCACAUCCCGCAAUUCACACGGUUCCUCCAGUUUGCCGCCCCGACCUUCGACGUCUCCGUUUUCGAGAUCUUUUUUCCUCUUUACAGGGGCAAAACCCUCGUCAGUUGCGCCCGCUCAGCCUUACUCAAUGAAUUGCCAGGUGUCAUCCGGGACAUGGAUGUGGACGCAUGCGAGCUGACGCCCAGCGUCGCCGCCAGUCUCCUCCGUAAACGAGAAAAUGCCUCUGGUCUGCGGCUGUUGUUGACCAUCGGGGAGAUGUUGACACAGCCGGUAGUCGAAGAGUUUGGUGGCGAUCAGGAACGGCCAAGCAUGCUCUGGGGCAUGUAUGGACCAACCGAGGCAUCGAUCCAUUGUACACUUCAACCUGCAUUCGCUCGCGAUUCGGUGGUUCGCAACAUUGGGGUUCCGCUGGACACCGUCUCCGCUUUUAUUCUGAAGAUCCCGGAAGAGGGCAGCGAAAGCCCCGAUUUCUUGGUGCUGGGCCGGGAGGAAGUUGGCGAGCUGGCCAUCGGCGGUCACCAACUAGCAGAUGGCUAUCUCAACCGGCCCGAGCAGACGUCAUCCACGUUCAUCGACACUCCCUACGGCCGUCUCUACCGAACCGGUGACAAAGCGAGGAUGCUUGCAGAUGGCACGCUAGAGUGUCUCGGUCGGAUCGCUGACGGGCAAGUCAAGCUCAGGGGCCAACGGAUGGAGCUUGGAGAGGUGGAACAUGCCGCGCUGAGAACGCCGGGCUGCCACAGUGCGGUAGCUGCGGUUAUGGACGUCACGCUGGUCCUCUUUUGCGCCUUUGACGGAACAAACAACGCACAGGAUGCUAUUCUGGAGUCUUGCCGACAAUGGCUCCCGGGAUUCAUGCACCCUGGUGAGGUUGUGGUCGUGGAACACUUCCCACGAUUGGCAUCUGGAAAAGUUGAUAAGAAGCAGUUGGUGGCGGACUACGCAAGUCAAAUAAGCGGGAUACCGAGCAAUACAACCUUCAAGGAUGAGUUAGAGAAGCGGGUUUGCGACCUCGCGAGCCACUGUUUAGGGACGGACGUUCAACCGAACUUGGAUUUGGCUCGGGCGGGACUGGAUUCGCUCACCGCGAUUAGGCUCGCAUCGUGUCUUAGGGAUGGUGGAUUGAGUGUUGGGGCGAUCGAUGUCCUUGAAGCUCGGACGGUCUCUGCACUUUUACUGCGGAUACGGUCAAAGACGGAAACAGAGGCUUUGGAGUUCGCUCCCACGGAUCCAGAUCCAGGGCCGGAUGUUUCGGAGAUUGUGGCAAACUCGAUACUAUCGACGCAUAACGGGCCAAUUGAAGCUAUUAUCCCAUGUACGCCGCUACAGUCUUCCAUGCUGGCCGAGACAAUGGCGGAUGCCCGAGCGUACUGCAACUGGGUUCAACUCAAUAUUGCUGGAGCUCACUCUGCAGAUACGGUUCGGUCUUGGCUUUCACAGAUCGCCAAUGCAAACGAAGCCUUACGAACCGGUUUCACACAUUACGACGGGCGGUUCCUGCAAGUUAUCUUUGAGCAGCUGCCUGAGUCCAGUAUUUCGAUCACCGAUUCCAUCCCCAUCAUCAGAGACUUUGAGCUUUGUGAAGACGAGGACUUCCUUCGCCCGUUUCGGGCUCAGAUCUCUAUUUGUGAGGGUUCCGACAAUACAAUGAUCAUCCUGCAAAUCCACCAUGCGGUGUAUGAUGGUUGGUCCUUGGAUCUGGUGCGUUCGGAUCUGGCCAGAUUGGACCAGGGGAAGGAAUUCAGUCCCCGACCUCAGUUCCGCCAGAUCUCGGCGUACCACCAGUCAGCGAAAACAAGCCAGGCAUUCGACGCAGCGAGGGAAUUUUGGUCCCAGAGUCUUCUUGGCUUUCAACCUUCCGCUCUCCCAAACUUCACGGCUGAGGUGAACCGCGCCCCUGCAGUAUUGUCGUCAACCACCCUCCUUAACAUCAAACCAGGGGAGAUGAAGAUGACGCUCCAGGAAAUUGACUGCGGACCUCAAACGAUAUUCCAGGCCACGCUGGCAUGCAUUUGGAGUUCCAUGGUUGGAGCUACAGACGUAGUUGUUGGUUCGAUCCAGUCCGGACGAACGAUACCUGUCGCGAAGAUCGAGGACAUAAUCGGACCUUGUAUUGCCACCGCGCCUAUCCGGACCGAUCUGUCACAAGUUCGAACCAUCAGAGAUCUCCUGGUUAACAUCAAUGCCGGAAACCGUGAAGCUCUCCCGCAUAGCCUGUUACCUCUCGCCGAAAUCAAGCGGGCUGCUGGUGUACGUUCCGGGCAGUCACUCUACGACGUUCUUUUUAUUUAUCAAGAGUCUCUUUACAGCUCAUCGGAAUGUGUCAACACUGUUAAACAAGUGGAUCAUCGAGACUACUUGGAGACGAAGCUGCUCGUUGAAAUUGAGCCAGGGCAAGAAGGGUUCAACUGCCGUUUGACAUAUCAUUCUGAUGUGCUCCCGAAAGAUCAGAUACGCGUCGUGGGAAACCUGAUCUCCGCAUUGAUCCCCUAUAUGCUCAAAAACAUUGAUUCGGAUAUCUCUUCGGUCUGGAAGGCCUGCCCACAACACCUGCUCUCGAUCUUCAACCCUAAGCCAAAGACUUUUAACGGAAUUCCCGACUUGGCCACCGCCGUUGAGUGCAUCUCUGAGGAGUUCCCCGACAAGGAUGCAAUCUGCUUUGCGGAGAACAUCUCGAAUGGUGUCCUCACAACCACCACGAUCACUUUUGCAGAGCUCAAUAAGAUGGCAGAUCGAAUUGCUUGGCACCUCGCACAACAUGGUGUGGGCGAGACAGGCGUGGUCGCCAUCAUCAUGGAGAAGUCCGUUCGACUCUAUGCUGGUAUUCUCGCCAUUCUCAAAACUGGGUGCGCAUACUUGCCUCUUCUCCCCAGCACUCCAAUGGCCCGAAUCGAGACCAUAUUCCAACAGGCGGGCGUCAAGGUUUGCGUUGUUGACACCGCUACCCAGGAAAAGGUGCAACAGCGGUUGGAGUGUAACUGCCUUAACCUUCAGUCCCUUGACCUUCAAGCAACCCCUAUUUUGACGAAGCCGGCCCCAGAUCCCGAGCGGUUGGCCUACGUCAUCUACACAUCAGGAAGCACAGGCGUACCCAAAGGUGUCUGCCUCACACAGCGCAAUAUCAUGAGCAAUCUCGAUAUGCUGUCACAGAUCUACCCGGUCGAGGAGCAUUCUAGACUUCUGCAAUCUUGCUCGCAAGCCUUUGAUGUUUCGGUGUUUGAGAUCUUUUUCACUUGGACAAGAGGCAUGUGCCUUUGUUCUGGGACUAAUGACACGCUCUUCGAGGAUCUCGAGAGGUCCAUUCGCAAGCUCAACGUCACCCAUCUCAGCAUGACGCCUACCGUGGCAUCUCUGGUUGACCCAGCCAAGGUCCCGAGAGUGCAAUUCCUAGUCACUGCUGGCGAGCCGAUGACCGAGGCUGUGACGCAGAAAUGGGGCGACAAACUGUAUCAGGGGUACGGGCCGUCGGAGACAACCAACAUCUGCAGUGUCAAGAAGAUGAGCGCCAACCAGGCCAUUCAGCAUCUCGGCUGGUCAUUCGAUAACACGUCAACAUUUGUCCUCGCCCAGAACAGCUUGGAGGCUGUCCCUUUUGGUAGCCUGGGCGAGUUCUGCUUUGGCGGCGACCAGAUAGCUCAAGGGUAUCUCAACCUGGAAGCUCUCACAGCCGCAAAGUUCAUCUAUCACCCCACCUUUGGCCGGAUCUACAGGUCUGGUGACCUUGGACGCAUGUUGACAGACGGCUCGAUGGUUAUUCUUGGUCGCGCAGACGAGCAGAUUAAGAUCAGAGGACAGCGAGUCGAGCUCGAUGAAGUAACUGAGGCCAUUCGGCAGUCCGGGAAUGUCGACUGCGCAACCCUGUUUUUGACGGUAGAGGACACGGGAACCCGGGAUCAAAUCAUCUCGUUUGUGGUGUUGAAAGCGAAGGAGACGGCCAAGUUCCAAGCCUUACUCGUUAAUGACGAAGUCAAGGGGAGCAUCCAAUCAAUCUAUCGCGCUCUCGGAGACCGGCUUCCACUGUACAUGCUUCCUUCCGCUAUCAUCCCAAUCUCGGCUUUGCCUACCACUUCAUCCGGAAAGUUGGACAAAGCAAGGCUGAAGCAGACUUUCCGGGACUUCGGGCCCGAUCGACUGGCCUUGGUUAGCUACGGAGCUGAGCAUAACGCGGACGACGGAGAAUGGUCUACCAUCGAAACAGAGAUCGCCCAAGCUAUCUCUGGUGCGUUGAAUGUCAGGAGGACCGAUGUUCAGCGGUGGACUCCGUUGGCCACCCUUGGUCUGGAUUCCAUUUCCGCCAUUCAAGCGUCCAGAGACCUGGACUCAAAGCUGGGCAUCCGGUUUCCGAUAUCAACCAUUUUACAAAACCCGAGCGUCGCGAGACUCGCAAAGGUGGCUCCGGUAACGGAGAGCCGGGGACAAGAACAUCGAGGAGCCCCAGAGCUUUUGCCAUCGGAUUUCCUCGACGGAAUUGCUGAGGGACUAAGACAACUUGGCAAGCCGUUCGCCAAAAUUCUCCCUUGCACUCCGCUGCAAGAAGCCAUGCUCGCAACGUCAUCCACGGAUAGCCAAUACCUCAACCAGAUGUUAUUCAGAGUUAGUGGUGACUUGGAACAACUGAGACAGGCUUGGAAUGCCAUGGUGGCCCGCCAUGAUAUUCUCCGGACAUGCUUCAUCGCGACAAACGACGCGCGAUGGCCAAUCCUCCAAAUCGCCCUCGACCCCUGGCAGCCCUCCUGGCAUGACUUGGGCGGUGGCCAGUCUGACAUCGACGACUGUAUCCACAAGCACGCGCAAAUAAUGCCCGACGCCGUUGACUCUCUAGAGCCGGCUGUAUCGUUCGCGACGUUCAGACAGAACGACAAUGUGUAUCUGUCAUUUUUGUGCCACCAUGCUUUAUAUGAUGGCGUGGCUAUCGAACGUCUCUUGUACGAAGUCGAGCAAUAUGCCUUCGGCGCCCGACUGCCGCGUGCCCCUGCUUAUGAUCGGUUCCUCGGCGAAUCUCUCAGACUGCCGGACAACGUUGAUAGGUUUUGGCUUGAGCACCUUGCCAGCUACGAGCCUAAACUCACAGCAAGUGUGGUUUCGACGCUUGCUAAGACACAGACGCGCGAGCUAUCCUAUGAACUGGAUGUUACGUUGUCUCAAGCCACGGUCGGAACCAAGGAGCUUGGGGUAUCCCUGUUGGCGCUUGUUCAAACCGCAUGGGCAAUAACUCUUGGCCGCAUCUUCAAGACCGAAGACGUCUGUUUCGGAAAUGUUGUCAACGGCCGAUCACUGCCCAUCGAAGGCAUCAGCGAACUUGUUGCGCCGUGCUUCAACACCAUACCCAUUCGCAUGGACCUCUCUCACAGACAGCGAAAUCUUGACGUGAUGAGAGCGUUUCAAAAGAUCAAUGCGGAGGUUAUGAACUAUCAGUUCACACCUCUACGGCGCAUUCAGUCCAUCAUUCCAGACGUUGGUUGCUGGGGGUUGUUUGAUACCCUUUUACUCUUGCAGCAACCGUCUCGAGCUCUCGACCAGAGUCUUUGGACCUUGGAACGAGAUGACGGGGAGAUGGAUGUUCCCCUCGUUUGUGAAGUGAUACCGAAUAGUCAUUCAGACCAGUUGUUCGUCAAAAUGCAUACCGCCGGAAGCCGACCGCUCUCCCAGGAGAUUGCCAAAGUAGCCUACGAUUUGUUCUCCGAUGCAUUACGGAACUGUCUCCAAUUCCCUGGGUCCCAUACGACGUAUACCAACAUAUCUCAAGGGCUAGCGGAACGGCUCGCUCAGAUCGAAUACCUGCCUCCGUCUCUCGCCAUCGUUGCAACAGAGCAAGAGUCUAGGGGCGGGCAAUGGACGGAAAUGGAAAUCUCUGUCCGAGAGGUAUUGGAAACCUUAGUAACCCAGGAUUCGGAGAACAUCCAGCGUGACACGACGAUAUACCGACUCGGGCUGGAUAGCAUCAGCGCAGUCCAAAUCGCCUCGAUGCUCCGCAAACGCGGCCAUCAGGUAGUCGCGAGUGAUGUCAUCGAAAACCCGACAUGUGCCAGUCUUGCACAAUUUAUCGAGACACGAACCCCGGGCUCAGGGGCUGCAUCAGCAUACGAUAUCACCAGAUUCCACCUUCAAGUCAGAACCCAACUCCUUGCCCACGGUAUUAUAUCCAAGGCGGUGGAGGCCGUGCUUCCAUGUACACCAGUGCAAUCCGCGAUGAUGGCGCAAUUUAUCAAGUCGGGGGGCCGAGCCUACUUCAACCAGGCUGAUUUUGAACUCGACGAUGACUUGGGAUCCGCCAAAGUCGUUGAAGCAUGGCAUGUUGUCUUGCGAGAGCACCCCAUACUUCGAACUACCAUUGUCCCGGUCGAACAUGACGACUGCGCGUUCACCAUGGUUCAGUAUUAUGCGGAUAUGUUUGAGCACGGAUCAAGCACCAUCACUGAGAGCUCAACCGACAGCUUCAACUUCGAUGCUUGGAAACUUGACGCCUCCGAAGCGGCGUUCGGAACACUUCGGCCACGGCUUUGGAGCGUUGCUGUCGUUAAAGGCAAGACGAAAACCAAGAUGCACCUCGUGAUGCACCACGCACUAUACGAUGCUCAUUCUCUUCAGUCCAUCCUCGAUGAUUUGUCGCGGGUGAUCCUGGGCCGGGACCCUCUCCCCAGACCUCCCGUUGGAGAAGCUGUCGCGGAUAUACUUGGCCACGCCCUUUCAAACUCGAAGAGCUCGGCGGAAUUCUGGAAGCAACAAGCCGAGAAUGUGGUCAUUAACAAAUUCCCAGUAUUGACACCACUCCGGGAAGCAACACGGGAGAUCCUGACGGAAUCAACCAUGAGUGGCACCACGCUUACUACAUUGGAAACUGCCGCGUCAAGGUCAGCGUACCCUGUGCAAGUCAUUCUCCAGGCGGCUUGGACACGGGUCUUGUCGGCGUACCUUGGCGAAACUUCAGUGGUCUUUGGAGUUGUUCUUUUUGGACGCAACGCAGAAGCAACACGGAAUGCGGUGUUCCCCUGUAUCACGACCCUGCCCGUCAUUACCAGAAACGCCGAUUCGAACCAAGCUCUGCUGACGCAGAUGCUGUCAUACAACACCAAUCUCUACAAAGAGCAGCAUCAGCCCCUGACAAGAAUUCAGCGGUGGUUAGGAUGCCCGGAUUCCAAACCGUUCGACUCAUUGUUGGUUUACCAGAGACUCGACCGAGACAUGUCAGCGAAACAGCAUUGGAAAAUCGUCAAUGAGAAUGCCAACGUCGAUUAUCCUGUUUCUAUUGAAGUCGAGCCCACAGCCGGAGGUCAGCUGCGGCUUCAAAUUACCUUCUUCAGUGAUAUUCUCGCCAAAGAGCAAGCCAUGAUACUGCUGAAACAGUUUGACGCGGCAUUUCAGCACCUUGCUUUUUCGCCCUUUGAUUACGAAACAGAUCUUUUCAAGUUACACCCGGCCCUUUUCUCAAUCCUGCCUCCAGAGACUGCUGAGAUCCCGACGCAGGUUAAGUUCCUUCACCAGUUUGUGGAAGUUCAGGCCCUUCAAGCACCUGACGCGACCGCUCUUCAUUUUGUGACAGGAUACGACGGGAAUGCGCCGAUCGGGGAUAUAUGGACCUACGCAGAGCUCAAUGAUAACGGCAACCGGGUGGCACAGUUAUUGCUCUCUCGGGUCAAGCCUGGAGACAUCGUUGCUGUUUACUUUGACAAGUGCCCCGAAGCAUACUUUUCAAUUCUGGGGAUCCUCAAAGCUGGUUGUGCGUUCCUUGCCUUGGAUCCUGGAGCACCACGGGCAAGAAAUGAGUUCAUCUUACAAGAUUCUGGAGCCUCGGUUCUAGUCACGUCGAGAGCCAGAAAGGACAACCUCGAGCUCUCUGUCAUCGUCCCCACCAUCUUUCUCGAUCGGGCGUGUUUAUUGGCGGCAUCAUCAGAUCCUCCGGUUCUUAACCUGGAACCCAACAAUGUCUGCUACUGCCUCUACACAUCUGGCACAACUGGCACGCCAAAAGGAUGCGAGAUCACUCAUGAUAACGCAGUCCAAUGUAUGCUUGCCUUCCAACAUAUCUUCAGCGGCCAUUGGCAAGAUGACUCAAGAUGGCUGCAGUUUGCCUCGCUGCAUUUUGACGUCUCAGUCUUGGAACAGUACUGGAGUUGGUCAGUGGGCAUUACGCUUGUGGCUGCCCCCCGAGACUUAAUUUUGGAAGACCUCGCAGGAACGAUUUCUCGGCUUGGAAUCACUCACAUCGACCUUACCCCCAGCCUAGCACGCCUUCUACAUCCCGAUGAUGUGCCAACUCUCUGCAAGGGUGUUUUUAUUACCGGGGGCGAGUCGCUAAAACAGGAGAUCCUUGAUAUUUGGGGUUCCAAAGGUGUCAUCUACAACUUCUAUGGCCCAACGGAGGCGACCAUCGGGGUCACAGUUUUCCCACGAGUACCCACAAACGGCCGGGCGUCAAACAUUGGAAAGCAGUUCCUCAACGUUGGUUCCUACGUGCUGAAACCGGGCACACAACAACCUGUCCUCCGUGGGGGCAUAGGCGAGCUUUGUGUUUCCGGUCGGUUGGUUGGUAAAGGGUAUUUGAAGCGCCAGGACCUUACGGCAGAAAGGUUCCCGACCCUCCAACAGUUUGGGGACAGAGUCUAUCGCACUGGCGACUUGGUGCGUGUCCUCCACGACGGAUGCUUUGAUUUCCUGGGCAGAGCCGACGACCAGGUCAAGCUUCGCGGCCAGCGUCUCGAGAUCGGCGAGAUCAACCACACUAUCCGCAAAGGGGUCGAUUCCAUCCGGGAUGUUGCCACCCUUGUCGUGAGAAGCGAAUCCCAGAAGAAAGAUCUGCUUGUUUCGUUCAUCACAACUGGUGAUGGGGCUAAGCGAGAGGAGUCGAACACCUCGCUUGAGGUUCUCGACGGCCCCAGCGCGGCAGAACUAUGCCAACGCGCCAGAGACGCCUGCCGUUCAAAUCUCCCUAGUUACAUGGUCCCGACAUACGUGCUUCAAGUCUCUUUCAUCCCGUUGUCUUCCAACAACAAAGCGGAAACCAAACGGUUAGCGACGUUCUUCGCUUCGCUGACCGCUGACAAGCUCAUGUCGCUGUCUUCACUAUCGAACGUGUCUCCCCGGGUACUCAACGGUACUGGCGCGAAGAUUGCGAAGGUCCUUGCUACAAUGCAAGACGUCGAGACCAACUCGGUGACAGCAGAGUCGAGCAUAUUCGAGCUCGGUGUGGACUCCAUUACUGUUCUCCGUCUCUCUCGGGAGCUGAAGAAGGAAGGUUUUGCAACGGCCAGCCCAUCCUUGAUUCUUCGCCACCCCCUAAUCGGGGAUUUAGUCCGGACUUUGGAAACUCACAAGCCAAUUCACGGAUCUGACUCGGUUGCAGCAGCAAAGCAGCUCGUCCAAGCCUGCGGCCAUAAACACCGGGCCCACGUUUCUCAGGAACUAGGCGUCUUGCCAGACGAGAUUGAAUACAUCGCUCCGUGCUCGCCUCUACAACAGGGCAUGAUCUCGAGGUUUUCCAGCGAUAGCGCCUACUUCAACACAUUCCAGUUCAUCUUAGCUCCUGGUGUCUCAGCUGAGCGGAUGCGUAACGCACUACAAAGGACAGUUGACGCGAACUCUAUCCUCCGGACCAAGUUUGUGAGCACGGUUGACGGUGUCGUCCAGGUUGCUCUGAACGGUACUUCAUUACCGUGGAGUGAAAUCCGGCUCGAGGCUGGCUCGCCGAUCGAGGACACGAUCCGCGAGAUGCGGGAUGCUUGGUUGUUACGAAAUCAGGACCGCCUUGUCGAACCCUUCAGAGUCGUUCUCGUCCAUAGUGACGGGGCCCGCGUGCUUUGCCUUCACAUAUUCCACGGACUUUACGAUGCCAACAGUUUCGAUCUUCUUCUUAACCAACUGGCAAGCCAAUACCUGGCGGGAGGCGAUGAGUCUGCUGAAACAGCUCACGAUACACGGAGGCCAUCCUUCAUCGAUGCUUUGUGCCAUGGACCGCUGCAAGACUUUAGCAACAGCAGGGCAUUCUGGAGGAAGCAUCUAAAAGGUGCAGCUGUUAUCCAUUCCCUCGAGCUUGCAACAUCCCCGGCAACCAUCAACGUCACGCGUAAGGGCCACUUCGGCGAUCUCGAACUGUUGAAAACCAACCUCAGAGUCACGCACCAAGCAUUGGUUCAAGCGGCAUGGGUUAGUGUUUUAGCCAAACACCGUUCCAUUGAUCCAACCAUCGGCAUUAUCGUUUCUGGGAGGAGCAUUGAGUUAGACAACGCGGAAGCCGUUGUCGGACCAUUGUUCAACACGCUCCCUUUUCAUGCGGCUAUCAUCUCAAAUGCCGGGUCUACCUGGUCAUCCUUGAUCCAGCAGUGCCAUGAGUUCAACACUGCUGUUUUGGCUUUCCAACACGUCCCCCUUCGCGACAUACAAAAAUGGUGCUCGGGUGGACAACCCUUGUUCGACAGCCUGUUUUCGUUCCAGCGUGAUAUAGAACCAGACAUCAAGCAGAGAACGCUGUGGACUGCGGUCGAGUCGAAACCCAAGGCUGAUUACCCCCUGGCCUUAGAAGCCUCCCUGGACUCCAACGGUUAUCUUUCUUUGCUUCUCGUUGCCCAGAAUCACGAGGCUACUAUACUCGCAACUAUGAUGGAAGACCUGGAAGAAGCGCUCAAGAACAUGACUCGGGAUUCCGGCGAUCUCGUGGGAGCCAUGUCAGCCGGCUUGGACCCUCGAUCAGUUCGGUGCGCUGCGACAAACGAAGAUAUGUCGGAUGAGCAACCUUCUGAGCCUCUCGUCGAAAGGUCGCCCUUUGAGUGGACCAAAGACGCUCUCAUGAUACGGAAUGAGAUAGCCGACCUCGCCGACAUGGACCCACGAUCUGUCCCCGAGAACGCAUCCCUCCUAAGCUUAGGCCUCGAUAGUAUCGACGUGAUCAGGCUCUCUGCAUUGCUGCGGAAAAAAGGGGUCAACAUCAAGACCAGCGACCUGAUGAAAGCGCAAACGAUUGCAGCGAUUACCGAGCUGCUGCAAGCCAGGGCUCAUGACGCCACCAUCAACGGAACCGAAGGCGCUCCCGCGACGCAAAGAAUAAACGAGGCAAAAGCCGCUUUGCGAGAUUACAUGAUCAAAGCUGGCGAGCUCCUUGAUGGCGAAGUUGUGCUCCCGGCGACGCCGCUUCAGGAGUCUAUGGUAAUGGAGAUGAUCAAAUCCGAUUUCCAGUUGUACUUCAACCACGACAUCCUGGAACUUGCGCCCUCGGUGGAUGUCACCAGGAUGGCGGACGCGUGGAGGACCGUGAUCGCCGGCUCGCCUAUUCUUCGGACCAGGUUCGUACCAGUUGAGAGCCCCGAGUUGGCGGCAUCGUACUGUCAAGUCAUUGGUGACGGCUCAACGGUGCGCAUUACCGAAGUUAUCUUGAACAAGACCGAGGAGUUGGCAAAGGUUUGCUACACUGCGACGCUCCGAGCUCAGAAAGGGGCAGGGAGGUCCGACCUUCUGCAGCUGGUGUUUGCAACAGACGGAGAUCAGACCUUCUUGGUCCUUUCCAUCGCCCAUGCACUGUACGACGGGUGGUCUCUCAGCCUUAUCCACGAAGCCGUCCAUGAGGCGUAUGAAGGGACAUACCGGGUCCCAACCUUGGGGUCAUACAUUCACCAGCUCGACAACGUUUUGUUCCAGGAACAUCGAGAUGCACCGGCAUUUUGGGCUGGUUUCCUUCAAGGUGUUACCCCGACCCUGAUACCCGAAAACCAGUCGGAACCCGACAAAGAUCCGCUGGUUCACAGAGAUGAAGUGACCUGGCCUGUCUCGGCGGCGGAGACCAUGGCUUUCUGCAAAGCCAAUACUAUCACCUUGCAAACCUUAGGGCAGGCCUGUUGGGCUGCCAUCCUCGCUGCCAAAACAGGGUCUCUUGAUGUCACCUUCGGCGUGGUACUUUCCUGCCGGGACACUGUGUCCCUCGAAGAGCUCGUGUUUCCAACCAUGAACACCAUCCCUGUCAGGAGUGUCUUGCACGGCACGGUCUCAUCAUGGGUCCGUUACAUGCAGGAAAACAUGAACAGCAUCGGCCCUUACAGGCAUUUUCCACUACGAGCGGCAAAAAAAGUGGCUAAAAGCAACGGGCCCCUCUUCAAUACCUUGUUUAUUCAGCAGCGAGGACUUCCGGGGGUUCACCAGGUGAGCAACAGACAGCUCAUGGAGUCAGUUGGCGGAACAUCGAAAGUGGAAUACCCCGUGUGCGUGGAGAUGGAGUUGAUGGAGAGCAGGCUGGUCUGGCGGAUGGCUUGUGACGGCGCUUAUGCGUCUCAAGACGCAAUGUUGCAAAUGUUGCGGGAACUCAACCAAGUCCUUAUCUACAUCAUGCGUUCUCCUGAAACAGGCGUUCUGUCGUUCUCAGGGCAGCGAGUUUCAGUGUGCGGCCAGUCUCCCAUCGUGCUCCAAAUCACAGACAGUGUCCUCACCACUGCCGCACACGAUAUGGGGCUGGAAGAGGAGGACGGUCCUUGGUCUCCUCUCGAAGAAAUCAUCAGGGAUGUGUUAGCUGCUGUGUCAGGGACACCCGCCACAACCAUCCUGAAGGCCAACAGCAUUUACCAUCUUGGCCUGGAUUCGAUCAGCGCCGUGAAGGCUGGUUCACUGUUGCGGAAGAAGGGAGUUUCGAUCGGGUUCCGAGAUAUGCUCAAGGCACAGUCGAUAUCCGAAAUGGCGAUGCUUGCCCGUGAAGCCCAGUCUAUCCCAACACCGCCAGAGUCUUCCGACGGUGAAGACGAACGCACCAAGGCCUUUGACGUUCCACAAGAUGUCGGAAUACCGGUCAUCCUCCGUGGUAUCGGGAUUCAAGAAUCCGAUGCCGAAGAAGUGCUCCCAGCCACGUCGAUGCAGGUACAUAUGCUGUCAGUCUGGCAGAACACCCUUGGAAGCGUGUUUUAUCCGUGUUUCCAAUACGCACUGUCCGGUCAAGUGGACAUCAUCACCAUUGCCACGGCAUGGAAGACUUUGGUGGCCGAGACACCCAUGCUCAGGACCGUAUUCGUCUCAACCAAUUUGAGAUCAACCCCGAUCAUGCAGAUCACUCUUCACGCCGCAGCAUUGGAUCACAUACAACUUUCGGUCGACAACACUACGUGGCAUAGCCGGGCGAUGGAAGAUCUGCCACAGCCGUAUAGCUCCCUGCACGCGGAAAGAAACGGGGACAGUUGGGUCUUGCGCUUGAAGAUUCACCACGCACUAUACGAUGCCGUUAGCCUGCCCGUAAUCAUGGACAAGUUUGCGGCCCUCUGUUUCCCGAAAACCAUUGAUAGUUUCAUCACCACCGGGUUCAAGUGGCGGACUAUUCUCGCCCCCCACCUUUCGGAUGCUGCUCGUGAUGCACGACGGCAGUUCUGGGUCCAGUAUCUUGCCGGCAUCCAGCCCCAGCCCCCAUGUCCUCCUACAACCGAGGGAGACCCCACUUCCCGGAAUGGAGUGGGUUUGCAAGCCCUCUUCUUCGCUGCAUAUGCAGAGUUCCUCGCCUCCACAGCCGCUCGAAAUGGUGCCGAAAGGCCUCAAACGAUGGUAUUUGGCAUUUACCUCGCCAAUAGGGCCGAAAAUGACCCAGGCACGAGUACCUAUCCCUUCCUGCGUCUGGUGCCGCUCCGGGUCGUGUUACGAGACACUCCCAGCCUGUUUGACAUUGCGAGUGAGAUCCAGAGGGAUAUCCACGCCAUAUCAUCCCCUGUUCACGUGGAAGUUGGGCUGUGGGAGAUCAAGGAUUGGACGGGCGUCACGAUCGACUCGUUCGUGAACUUCCUUGCAGCGGCCCCGUCCGUCCUAGAUCAGCGGGAGGAUCCCCAACUAGAGCUACGGGAGCCAUCGGAAGCUGGUGAUCCAACCACCCAUGAUCAGUUGGAUGGCAACUUUGAAGAGUUGGCCGAGGCGAUAGCAAGCAACCCUGUAAGGGAUGCCUUUCAGGAUGCGGUUGAUGUGGAGGUUUCCGUGCAGGACGAUACGAUGACAGUUGGCGUCUUUGGGUCCAGAGAGAAACUGGGAAACAGCGGUGGAGACAGAGUGAUUGAAGGAGUCAUUACACUAUUGACGGAUAGCCCCCUGCAACUGUGGCUUGUUAAGAUCAGCUCCAAAGCCAAAAUCACAGUACAAACACUUCGCAGUCAGCUCGUCAUAUCGAGGCCCCAGUCGUGA
This is a messenger RNA of Chaetomium globosum CBS 148.51, 14748 nucleotides long. RefSeq lists its product as uncharacterized. The record is from RefSeq and is a predicted model, not a curated record. Gene Ontology annotation, biological process: amino acid activation for nonribosomal peptide biosynthetic process; secondary metabolite biosynthetic process. The transcript is spliced from 6 exons. Gene Ontology annotation, molecular function: catalytic activity; phosphopantetheine binding. NCBI's taxonomy places the organism in Eukaryota, Fungi, Ascomycota, Sordariomycetes, Sordariales, Chaetomiaceae. Bases 1 to 14748 code for a protein of 4915 amino acids. Gene Ontology annotation, cellular component: cytoplasm.